This is a messenger RNA of Vicugna pacos (alpaca), 638 nucleotides long. The record is from RefSeq and is a predicted model, not a curated record. NCBI's taxonomy places the organism in Eukaryota, Metazoa, Chordata, Mammalia, Artiodactyla, Camelidae.
GCGCCACUGAAAACUCGCCAAUCGCAACGCGGCGUAGUCAGAACCCUAAUUUGCGUACCGCCAGUGUAAGUACCGAGUCGCUUCCGGUAGCCUCUGUGUUGCCGUUGGGUUUGCGUUCCUGGUUGUUCCCUGGUUGUCCCUGCAGCUUGUGCUCGCCGUUAUGCCUGAGCCGGCAAAGUCUGCCCCGGCGCCCAAGAAGGGCUCGAAGAAAGCCGUCACCAAAGCUCAGAAGAAGGACGGUAAGAAGCGCAAGCGCAGCCGCAAGGAGAGCUACUCCAUCUACGUGUACAAGGUGCUGAAGCAGGUGCACCCGGACACCGGCAUCUCGUCCAAGGCCAUGGGCAUCAUGAACUCGUUCGUCAACGACAUCUUCGAGCGCAUCGCGGGCGAAGCGUCCCGCCUGGCGCACUACAACAAGCGCUCGACCAUCACGUCCCGGGAGAUCCAGACGGCCGUGCGCCUGCUGCUGCCCGGCGAGCUGGCCAAGCACGCCGUGUCCGAGGGCACCAAGGCCGUCACCAAGUACACCAGCUCCAAGUGAGCCCCUGCCGGGACGUGGCGCUCGCACGAGUCGCCGGGCCGCUUGCCGCCAAAGGCUCUUUUCAGAGCCACCCACCUUCUCAGUCGAAGAAGCUGUC